Haliotis rubra (blacklip abalone) is the source of this 3369-nucleotide messenger RNA. RefSeq lists its product as uncharacterized. The record is from RefSeq and is a predicted model, not a curated record. The transcript is spliced from 20 exons. Gene Ontology annotation, biological process: protein ubiquitination. Bases 100 to 2973 code for a protein of 957 amino acids. Gene Ontology annotation, molecular function: ubiquitin-protein transferase activity; metal ion binding. NCBI's taxonomy places the organism in Eukaryota, Metazoa, Mollusca, Gastropoda, Lepetellida, Haliotidae.
UCUAUAAAUAGAAACCCGGAAAACCCCAAUCUCGUAACCGAUUGAGGAACACUGAAAACAUCUGGGGGAUGAAUAGUGGUUAAUUUCUGUUCCCAGGCGAUGGCUGAAGUGAAUUACCGGGAAAUCCGAGGCAAGACUAUUGUGCGCUCACAUAAGUGCCUGCCGGUUGUGGACUUGUGGUUUGAUGACGCUCUGCUGGAGAGACUUAGAACAGACCAGGUCAUUAAAGAUGGAGCGUGCCUCGUGGCAGUGUACUGGGAGGACCAUGUUACCGAACACGCUGUCUCCUCAUCCAUCACAUUGGCACCAAAACACCGUUCCGCAGACUUCGAAAGGCGGAUGAGUCUCCAUGUUGACACAACCAAUGGUCGCUUGUUUCAUUUCGUCAGUCUCAUGUUCCAGACUUUCAAGGCGAGGUUGAUACACGUCAGACUGAGUCCCAUCUCGUUCAUUUUUCAACAUGAAGACAAUCAUUCAAUGAAAGCCAUGAGAAAAAAUGCACGGGGACUAAGAACUAUUUUCCAACGAUUUAUGUCGCAUUUGGCACAUGGUGAGGUUGAGAUGAAAAUACGACUGGUGAAUAUGUCCGCCCCUUCCUAUGCCAGUCGAUGGUGUUUCACAAACAACUCCCAGCUGCACAAAACAGGUUCUACAGAGAGCGUAGUGUAUGAACUUAGUGACGUGGAGGAACACGGCCAGGAGGGGAAAUCUUGUCGAAGUACGGAAAUCUCCGAACAGAGACACCUUGUAGAGAAUAAUCCUAACUCGCAGAAACAUGAAGAUGGUCAAAUCAGCCCUCACCUGGAAAGAGGCGGCGCAACUCGACAUCAGGGUUCGGGAAACUGUAAAGAAAGCCCUGGAGAACAUAGACUUGGGGCAUUCCAGGCUGGCAACAAGUUGUCAACAUCUGAAUCUGAGCCUGAUGACGACUUGUAUGGGGGAACACUGAAGAAUGACAAUGUUAAAUGGUGCUCUAAAGAAAGUUCAGCGUCUACCUCCAUGCACGAUGACAAAAUGUAUGCAAGCCCGGAGGAGGAACAGCAUGAAAAUCAAAUGGAGAACGAAGAGCAUGAUCGGAACAUUGAUGCCAAUGGGAAGGAUAGACUGUCAGCCAGCGACACCAAUCCAGGUUGGGUAGACUCAGCCAAACAAGAUGGACGUCACACAAACAGGUCAUGGAACACCGGCACCGGUUUUGGAAAGGGGGAACAUCUAAGCGAUUUAUCUGAGAAAAGUUCUGUAAACAAAUCAAAGACAACACUUCCCAAUAGUUACGAAGAACAAGCCGAUCAGAUAUUAAGUUUAGAUAUAACCGUAUCCAAAACAACUGAUGGAAAUGACGGCCAUGCGAUCCUGCAUCAAUUAAGGGAGGUUACCGAAGACGUUGGGGGUAAUUGUUGGACUGAAGUGGAACAUAUUCUCCAUGGUGAAAGUCAUGCAGUUCCAACGGCGGGCAAGGGAACAGAUACAUUGCUAUGUUUGGACACCUCGGGUGACAUGGGUAGGCUUGGAUUACAGCGGUUACAGCGCAUUGCGUACAGCUUCAUAGAAGGUAUCGAGAACAACGCCGAGGAAUAUGGAGUAGAAGAAAAUAUAUGCAUUCUUGUUUUCGGAAGAAGGCCCGGUAUACUUCAUCCCUUUUCAAACGACUAUGAAAGUCUAAAGGAGGCAGUAGAGGAAAUUGAGUAUGGCGGAUACUCGCCCUUUCUCCACUACAUGCUCGUAUGUGUAGCAGCUCUAACCAAAGGAGGUGUUUGCGAUUUCGGUGGGUAUCUGAAAGUUCCGCCUCGGAUGGUGGUGGUGACAGAUGGAAUAACACCCUUCAAGAGGGAACAAGUACAGGACGCACAGGGAUUCCAGUACUUUACGGCCACACUGAUGCAGAUAAUGAUGAACCCCAAAACGGAACGUGUGGUCAGCCCAAUCGUUUUUGUACCGCAUGGAAAUGCACAAAAGAGUUUGAUGCAGUCAACAGCUGAUAUGUGUCUAGGGGUGAUUGUUGAGGAUGUCAAGACAAUCUGCAACCACCAAAGGGUACAAAUCCUCGUUGCACAAAUCAUCAAAUUUGUUAAAGUGGACCCUGCCCUGCGUGUAGCACGAGUAAAACACGUCGAUCUCAUUGUUGACGCCGUUUGCCAGGAUCUAUCAAUUGCUGAAAAAACAGCUGUUAUGCAGAAGGUCAGUGCUAAUCUUGACAUGGACUUUGGGGCUACGGAUGUAUUUGACAACGUCAACAUAUCAGAUGACCUCCCUCCCCUUGGGAAAAGAGUGAUGCGAGGCCCCGACUGGACGUGGAAGAACGAAGACACGGAGGGGACAGGGACGAUAGUCAACCAUGCCAUUGAGGGAGCGUACAUAUGGGUGCAUUGGGACAACGGAACAUGCAACUGGUACAGAUACGGUGCAAACGGACAGUAUAAUGUGUUACUCGUGGAUGAUCAUCCUCGCCUGCCAGAUGGAGUUGAACCAAUCAGUAUAGGAAUGGAGGUACAGCCAGGUCCUGACAUGGAAACGGGCAGCUGUGAUGAUAACCAGUCAGGGACUGUCAUCAGACUAAUUGACGCCCGAGUGCUGGUCAUCUGGGAGAAUCAAAGCAUUUGUGAACACAGAUACGGCGAAAAUGGCAAAUACGACGUUUUAAUCAGGCUGCCCUUGCAGAACGUUGGUACCCAUAGACAAAGUGCAUCAUAUGAAGACGGAGCACUCAGGUCAUCACAUGAUACCAAGUUACACCCCACAAAGACAGAAGACCAAGGCGCGUACCAGUGGCAAUGGUUUGAUGAGAUCCAAAGUGAAUGGCGACCUUAUUCCGAAGUCACUGAUGCCAAAUUAAAGACAUCUUUCAUGAAGAGACCAAAUGGAUCAUGUCUUCUACAGAGAGAUGGACAAAGUUUCAGAGUCUCCUUCACGAAGUUAACCGAAAGGUCUAUGGACAAGGGUUCUACAACAGCAGUUCGAAAAUUUGAUGUUUGAUCAUGAAAGAAGGUUUGCAUACAGAAGCAGGGAUACCUUGCUUUGAGGAUGGCAGCUUCACAUGGGAUGUUUCUGCUAACCAUUAGAACAUCAUUCUGCAGCAAACAUUGAAUACUAUCCACGUGGACAUUGAUAUUCUAGCUUUGUACUCGUUUACCAUACGAAGUGUCCGUGUACAAACAAUCCGUUUCUGAGUGAGUGAGGGUUACCGCUUAACAAUAUUCUAUCAUUAUGACGGCGGGUGACACCAGGAAUGACCUUAGCACGUUGUACCCAUGUAGAGUAUCGAACCCGGUCUUCGGCGAGAUCAGUGAACGCUUCAGCCACGGGGCUACCCCAACGCCCCCAAUCUCUGCAUGUGGGAUUUUAUAUGGCCCAAGACAGUAUCUCAAGAAA